This is a messenger RNA of Peniophora sp. CBMAI 1063, 2475 nucleotides long. The record is from the annotation of a GenBank genome assembly. Lineage: Eukaryota; Fungi; Basidiomycota; Agaricomycetes; Russulales; Peniophoraceae.
AUGGCCCUCCCUGGUGGGGAAGACAUUCUCGUGUCAGAAUUGAUUCAGACACUCGUCACGGCCUUCAACACGGGUUCAGGAACUGGGACCAAUUCCACGAUUGACCCCACGAUUGCGCGGGAGGUGUUCCAACAGUACUACAGGGAGCAUGAUGCGCAUAUCAUGCGACGUAACCUCGGGCCCGCGAUAGAAGUGGAUCUUACUGGCCAGAAACAAGAGGCACCAUUCUAUGCGUCGGCCUCUUAUCUUUUCACCCAUUUUCUCGACACCAUGAGCUUGGGUAGGGGAGAGGCGGGAGUUCUUCCUUGCCCCCAAUCCCGCUUCUACAAGGAAGGGGAACGCCGCGAGCCAGACUUUGCGCAGCACGCUUUCUUCGUGAACAGGGACGAUGGUUACGAGCGGAUUAAAGCAUUGGGAAGCUGGGCGGAGGUGAAACCGGAGCCUAAGGUCAAGAGUCUGUCCAAGGCAUCGAAGGACUCAGAGGACAAGGAUGGAUCUGAGGCCGCAGACGUGAGCAGUUCAGAGGAUUCAAGGGACUCGGACGAGUCGGCGAUAACUCAAGGCUCAGAGGGGACUGGGAUCGAUGAUGAAUCCGAAGUGUCACAGGGCGAGCCUGAGGCGCCAGAGGGCGGGUCGUCAGAGAACGAGUUGGAGGCGUCCGAGGAAUCUGAGGUCUCACAGCUCUCUGAAGCGUCUGUGCAGCUCCCGGAUGCGGAUGCCCGACACAUCGCGUCGUUGAUUACCGACAGUGCCCAGUUAUCCGAGCAGGCCGCAUGGGCACUUGAGAACUACUCCGGCGACACGAUCACGAUGUUCUACAUGCGUGCCGAACUGUUCACCGCUCUGCAGUGGAGCAAGUCUGAGCGGCACGAUGUGAGCUCUGGCUCCGGCCCGUCGUCCUCGUCUACACCUACACCUGGAGGCACACCCUGUACGGCCGCAACCGAUCCUACAUCCGCGCCUUCCCAAUCGCCCUCGGCGGACGUGCCUUCAACUACAGCAGAUCUUGCUAGCAUCGAUACUAAGACCUUCAAGGGAACCUAUUUCUGGCGCUCAACUUUGCGCAAGUCGCUCGUGGACUGCGGCGAAAGUCGCAGGAAAGCCUUCUGGGCUUGGGCCUGUCAGAAGUUCAAAACUGACAUCACGCCCAAGAGGUUGGAGAUCAUCCGCGAACGAUUUGACACUGAGAUGACAGCUGAGCAUCUCGUGGCGACGCACCCUAUGCCGGUGUACUGCUCUGAGAGUAUUCUUGAGGGCAGCGACAACACCUUGCAGUCCAGUCAGCCUUUCACCAACUCGCUGCGACUGGCACACUCCGGUAUGGCCCCCGAUGUGACUUUCGAAGAGUCGGUGUUCUUUGCCGUGGGGCAGCAUGAGCGUGAUUACCAACCACUUGACCACCAAAUCGCCAACAUGGUGAAUCUCAUGGCUAAGUGGUACUGGAAAACCAUCUUCAACACCUGGUCGCCAAUAUUGGAGAACGUCCGUCAGUCACCCGAGGAAGAGUCUGUCAAUCUGUCCGCCGAGUACAAGGAGCCCAAGUCGACGCGCCCCGACGACAACGCCAGCUCUCCGCAGCAAUUCCGUCCUCGAAAGUCGGAUACUUUCGGGGAGACCACGCAGCCAGGCGCAGACGAACCUGACGAGUCGAAUGGCGACGUACCCGCUUCAAUCGCACCUGAGGCUCACGAUGCCGACAACACCGAGCCCCCCGCUUCACCGACCCAUCCCAUCGCCGACCUUUCUCUCUUGACUGGUAGUGCAGUUGCAGCGGCCAUCGCUUCCCACGCUGUUCACUCAACGCCACCUCGCGUAGCUGGCACCACUGCACCAGAGUCAGAUGCAAGUGACGACGAAUCAUCAUCUUCUGAUUCUGAUGAUGACUACGCGGUGCGAGGGCGUGGACGUGGGCGUGGGCGUGGGCGCGGACGCGGACGCGGGCGAGCACGAGCACGAGGAGGACGUGGCGGUGGCACCAUUGGUCGUGGUCGUGGAGGUCGGGGGCGCGGCAGCGCUAGCCUGAGUACUCCGGCACGCUCGGCUACAACUCCAAGAGCUACGGCGACUCGUGCGAGGGCUAGCCUGAUUCCUCCAAGAUCAGUGCACACUAUGUCUACCCGUAGCACGCCCGCUGUCGCCACUCCUACGAUAGCCGUGGAAGUCGCUAGUUCCCUGUCUGGCCCUGGCGCAGGGGCCACUCCUGCUGCUGGCCCCGCGGCAGAUAACAAUCACGGUGGUGGCGGGCCGCCAAUAGCUGGGCCAUCGCAUGUCGGGCGGGGAGGUGCUCCGAGGUACGCUACGGGCACCCAGUCAUCGCGCGCGAAGGGCAAGGCCGUGGCAGCCGAUGAAGCUCCGCCGGACAAGAAGGGCAAGAGUAGGAAGCGGCCAGCGGACGAUGUGGACGAUUCCGAGCUCAACGAGCCACCGGAUGACCGGGAUCCGCCCAACAAGAAGGCGAGGAGGGGAUUGCGUUGA